AUGGGCCAACUCGGUGACAUAUCGCCUGAAGGGAGCGUUGCUAUCGGAAUCAUUGUCGGCCUCCUCUCCACUUCAAUUCAAUCCCUUGGCCUUACCCUCCAGCGCAAAUCCCAUCUCAUCGAAGAUGCAAAAGAUCUGCCAGAAACACGGCGUCCUGCCUACAAAAGAAGGAAAUGGCAGCUAGGGAUGCUCAUGUUUGUCGUCUCCAACCUAGUCGGUAGUACUAUUCAGAUCACGACCCUUCCCCUGCCCGUCUUGUCAACACUGCAAGCUUCGGGUUUGGUUUUCAACACCGCCUUCGCCACUUUGCUGUUGGGCGAACCCUUCACUCGUUUCUCGAUUGUUGGAACCGUUCUGACGUGUUCCGGCGCCGCAUUGAUCGCUACGUUUGGCGCGAUCGCUGAGCCCGCUCACAGCUUGGGUCAGCUUCUCGAAUUGCUCAAUCAGCGUGAUUUUAUCAUUUGGAUGGUCGGCACUUUGGUUGUGGUGGUUGGAACAAUUUUGUUCGCCCAUGUACUCAAAAUCUGGUCAUCUCACCAGUAUAUUGCCCAGAGUCUGCCAAAAUCAGAACGACCCCGAUCCGCAUCCACUGUGACCCAAGGCACAUCUCCACGAAGACCUUCUUUACCUCAGCUCACGAUCCCACGAUCAUUUACGGCUCAACUUCCUCCGCCUCUGAAGUUGCGCCUUGGCCGACUCCGACUCAUCCGUGGCUUGAGUUAUGCAUUAAUUUCAGGCAUUCUGUCCGCUCAUUCACUCCUCGUUGCAAAAUCUGCUGUCGAGCUUCUGGUCAGGACUAUCGUUGACCAUAACAACCAAUUCAACCGCUUUCAAUCAUGGCUAAUACUUGUUGCCUUGUUGUUCUUUGCCUUGACCCAGUUGUAUUAUCUACAUCUGGGGCUACUUUUUUGCAGCACCAGUGUAUUAUACCCAUUUGUAUUUUGCAUCUAUAAUAUCAUUGCGAUAUUAGAUGGUUUGAUAUACUUUCAACAGGCCUCGAGGCUGACUCCUCUGCACGCUGGGUUCGUUGCUUUGGGGACUGUGAUUCUACUCUGCGGUGUAUUGUCCUUGUCUUGGAGGUUGGAUGAUACUACCCCAGCAGAAGCAGCUCACCAGGCAUUGCCUCCACGAACUCCGUUGACACCUGGAAUGGGUUUGGUCCAAUCUCCUUCCGAAGAAAGAGAGCCGCUGUUGUUUCCAGGAGGACGGCGAAGGGGCUCAGCCUCACCAUCGAGGCGAUCUAUCGAUGAGCAAACUCCACUUCUUGUCGGACGGUCUCGACCACCAGGAUUGACACUACGAACACCAUCAGAGACAAAUUCGGAGGGAAUAUGGGCUGAACUUGAUGAUGAGGAAAGUCAGCCAGACUACCUUGCCUCCCUGCCACGCACUCCGUCUCCAUUCAUGAGCCACAACUUCAAAAAUCGUCGACGGGGUGACUCUGCCUCAUCACAGGCUGUAUCGAUAGGGAGUCGACGUAGCUCGUCAGGCUCAAAACCGCGGAAGUUAGAUGAUGGAGUUGGUGACUCGGAAGAACACGUUGCGAAUGGUGCAAAGCACAGACAGAGCAGUGCACCACAACCACGCAUGAGUAGACCAGGGGAUGAAGACUCCACACACGCGCGAAAACGAAGUACAUCAGUGCGCUUCGCUAAUGACGAAGUCCAGAGUCAAAACCAAAGGCCGAACUCCCGCGAUGCAGGAGCGAGUCGUUACGACCAGACCAGUCGGGAGAAGAGUGGCAAUAGAGGGUGGGUGUCCAAGUGGCUUUCACCGGGAAAAGACAGCCAUGAGGAAGAAGCUCACACUGACCAUAAUUUGAAACCAGCACCUGAGAAUGGCUGA
Molecule: messenger RNA, 1845 nt
Organism: Exophiala bonariae
Lineage: Eukaryota; Fungi; Ascomycota; Eurotiomycetes; Chaetothyriales; Herpotrichiellaceae
Exons: 2
Coding region: 1-1845 (614 amino acids)
Biological process (GO): magnesium ion transport
Cellular component (GO): membrane
Molecular function (GO): magnesium ion transmembrane transporter activity
Source: RefSeq, a predicted model, not a curated record